AUGGAGUCAAUGGAUAUGAGUGAGUAUGCACAAGGUCAAGAUGAAACUCGUAAGGAAACAUUGUCAACACUUUGGAUUAUUUUCACUAAAAUCGGUAAGGGAAAAGAUGGAGUUGAAAGAGUUGCAUGCAAUUUUUGUAGUACUGAUUUCGCCAUUGGAAAAAACCCCAAGUCUGGUCAAAGUUAUGGAACUUCACAUCUAAGUUGUCAUGUGUUUAUUUGUAAAAGUUUUCAGAUGAGCCUUCUUAGUCUAGAGGAAUCGUCGAGCCUAACCCCAAUCAACCAAAACACACAUCAUGAAUUACUUGGAGAAGCCAUUAUUGCACAUGAUCUUCCUAUUAGCUUUGUCGAGUAUGAAAAAAAUCGAGUUUGGGUGAAAUAUUUGAAUCCAUGUGUUGAAAUGGUCUCUAGGAAUACCACGGUGAUUGAUAUUGAAAAGAUAUAUGAUAAAGAAAGGAUCAAGCUUAAGGAAAUCAUGGGUAGGAUUCCAAAUAAAAUUUGUCUAACAUCGAAUGUUUGGACAACAUCUACUAAUGAGGGUUAUAUUUGUUUGACUGCUCACUUUGUUGAUGAAAAUUAG
Messenger RNA from Vicia villosa (hairy vetch), 579 nucleotides. Its product is annotated as zinc finger BED domain-containing protein DAYSLEEPER-like. The record is from RefSeq and is a predicted model, not a curated record. Bases 1 to 579 code for a protein of 192 amino acids. The transcript has a single exon. Lineage: Eukaryota; Viridiplantae; Streptophyta; Magnoliopsida; Fabales; Fabaceae.